ACUGGAGCGGGACAGAGGGGCGGGGCGCUCCGGGACCGAGGUGCGGACUUCCCGGAGGGCGUCCCCAGGCUGGAGUCCGACCCGAGUUCUCCGUGUUCACUCUUCGGGGUCCCCCGCCGCUCGGCGCCGCGCGCUCAGUCUCUUCAGGUCUCUAUCUCCUCUUGACCUUAUCAAACAACCAUGUCAUCAGAAUCAAGCAAGAAACGGAAGCCCAAAGUGAUCCGAAGUGAUGGAGCUCCAUCUGAAGGCAAGCGUAACCGUUCUGACACAGAACAGGAAGGUAAAUACUACAGCGAGGAGGCUGAGGUGGACCUGCGGGACCCUGGCAGAGACUAUGAGCUGUACAAGUACACGUGCCAGGAGUUGCAGAGGCUCAUGGCUGAGAUCCAGGACCUGAAGAGCCGAGGAGGCAAGGAUGUGGCAGUUGAGAUAGAAGAUCGGAGGAUCCAGAGCUGUGUGCAUUUCAUGACUCUAAAGAAGCUUAAUCGAUUAGCCCAUAUCAGGUUGAAGAAAGGAAGAGAUCAGACCCAUGAGGCCAAGCAGAAAGUAGAUGCCUAUCACCUGCAGCUCCAGAACCUGUUGUAUGAGGUGAUGCACCUGCAGAAAGAGAUCACCAAAUGUCUGGAGUUUAAGUCGAAGCAUGAAGAAAUUGAUCUGGUCAGUUUAGAGGAGUUUUAUAAGGAGGCUCCUCCAGAUAUUAGCAAGGCUGAAGUCACCAUGGGAGACCCUCACCAGCAAACCCUGGCACGUCUGGACUGGGAGCUGGAGCAGCGAAAAAGGCUGGCAGAGAAGUACCGAGAGUGCCUGUCCAACAAGGAGAAGAUCCUCAAGGAGAUUGAGGUGAAGAAGGAAUACCUGAGCAGCCUCCAGCCUCGUCUCAAUAGCAUUAUGCAGGCUUCCCUCCCAGUGCAAGAGUACCUAUUCAUGCCGUUCGACCAGGCUCACAAGCAGUAUGAGACAGCUAGACAUCUGCCACCGCCUCUCUAUGUCCUCUUUGUCCAGGCCACUGCGUAUGGGCAGGCCUGUGAUAAGACGUUGUCUGUGGCGAUCGAAGGCAGUGUGGAUGAAGCCAAGGCUCUAUUUAAGCCUCCUGAAGACUCCCAAGAUGAUGAGAGCGACUCCGAUGCUGAAGAGGAGCAGACCACGAAACGCCGGCGACCCACACUGGGAGUUCAGUUGGAUGACAAGCGCAAGGAGAUGCUGAAGAGGCACCCGCUAUCUGUCAUGCUGGACCUGAAGUGCAAAGAUGACAGUGUGCUUCACCUGACCUUCUACUACCUCAUGAACCUCAACAUCAUGACGGUAAAGGCCAAAGUGACAACCGCCACGGAGCUGAUCACCCCCAUCAGUGCAGGUGACUUGCUGUCUCCUGACUCAGUCCUGAGCUGUUUGUAUCCAGGGGAUCAUGGAAAGAAGACUCCGAAUCCAGCCAAUCAGUAUCAGUUUGAUAAAGUUGGCAUCCUGACUUUGAGAGACUACGUACUUGACCUAGGUCACCCCUAUUUGUGGGUACAGAAGCUAGGUGGCCUCCACUUCCCCAAAGAGCAGCCCCAGCACACGGUGAUUGCUGACCACUCGCUGAGCGCCAGCCACAUGGAGACCACCAUGAAACUGCUGAAGACCAGGGUUCAAUCCCGCCUGGCCCUCCACAAACAGUUUGCAUCCCUGGAACAUGGCAUUGUACCAGUUACCAGUGAUUGCCAGUACCUCUUUCCUGCAAAGGUUGUCUCCCGCCUGGUCAAGUGGGUGACAAUUGCCCAUGAGGAUUACAUGGAGCUGCAUUUCACCAAGGACAUUGUGGAGGCGGGACUGGCUGAGGACACCAAUCUUUACUACAUGGCACUCGUGGAAAGGGGCACAGCCAAACUCCAAGCUGCUGUGGUGCUGAACCCUGGCUACUCCUCCAUCCCACCCAUUUUCCAGCUGUGUCUGAACUGGAAAGGAGAGAAAACCAAUAGCAACGAUGACAACAUUCGGGCCAUGGAGAGCGAGGUCAACGUGUGCUACAAGGAGCUCUGUGGCCCCCGACCCAGCCAUCAGCUCUUGCCAACCAGUGCGCGCCUAUGUGUGCUGCUGGACGUCUACCUGGAGACGGAGAGCCACGACGACAGCGUGGAGGGGCCCAAGGAAUUUCCCCAGGAGAAGAUGUGUCUGCGGCUUUUCAGGGGUCCCAGCAGGAUGAAACCAUUUAAAUAUAACCACCCUCAAGGAUUCUUCAGCCAUCGCUGACCUCCCACUCAGCCUGCUGUUUUCUCCCUAGGCCCUAAGUGCUGUGCCUCUGCUUUCUGUUCUGGCCCACACGUGGCUCUUGAUAUUCUCCAAAGACAGAUUUUUUUUAUUUCUAGCCUAUUAAAGUGUCACUUGACCAAGUAGA
Lynx canadensis (Canada lynx) is the source of this 2374-nucleotide messenger RNA. It is a transcript of the gene THOC5, whose product is annotated as THO complex 5. The record is from RefSeq and is a predicted model, not a curated record. Gene Ontology annotation, molecular function: mRNA binding. Lineage: Eukaryota; Metazoa; Chordata; Mammalia; Carnivora; Felidae. Gene Ontology annotation, biological process: positive regulation of DNA-templated transcription, elongation; mRNA export from nucleus. Gene Ontology annotation, cellular component: THO complex part of transcription export complex.